Messenger RNA from Selaginella moellendorffii, 522 nucleotides. RefSeq names its product histone deacetylase 6. Gene Ontology annotation, molecular function: zinc ion binding. The transcript is spliced from 4 exons. The coding region runs from base 13 to 417 and encodes 134 amino acids. NCBI's taxonomy places the organism in Eukaryota, Viridiplantae, Streptophyta, Lycopodiopsida, Selaginellales, Selaginellaceae. The record is from RefSeq and is a predicted model, not a curated record.
CGGGCUGUGGCUAUGGCAGGCUCUAGCGGCAGCCAGGGAGGCCUUGAGGCUUUGUCAGGAUGCGGCGAGGACUCUGGCUGGGUGGAGGCCAGGACGAGCUGUCCGCAUCUCGAUCGAGUUUGCAACGCGCCUCUCUUGCCUCGAUUUGAUGCGCCCUGUGCAAUCUGCGGUGAUCAUCGCGAGAAUUGGGUGUGCUUGAGCUGCCGAAAAGUCUUGUGUGGACGAUUCAUCAAUGGACAUAUGCUGUCACACUUCCAAGAGUUUGGUCAUCCAUCGGCUUUAAGCUACAGGGAUUUGUCCGUAUGGUGUUUCGCUUGCGAUAGUUACCUGGAUGCUCAAGUUAUCAGCGAGCUCCGGCCAGCGUUUGAUGCCGCGCACGCCAUGAAAUUUGGCACUCCAGCUCCACUUCGCUGUUAAACCUUCUUUAAAACUUCUACGCUCGUGCUUUCUCUUUCGCUGUUUGAUUCCUUGCCCAGGAGAUCUCGAAACAAACAAGUAUAAACUAAAAACUUUCCCAUGAAA